CGAGAUAUUAGACUGCAAUUAACGAGUUAUAACGUUAAAAGUAAAAUCAAAAGAGAAAAAUCAAUAAAAUGGGUUGCAAACGCUGUGAAUCUAACUGCAAAUGCACUUCAGACAAGUGCGGGGAUAACUGCUGUUGCUGCAAGGAUUGCCAUUGCGUUUGUAAAAAUGGUACUAAGGAACAAUGCUGUGCAAAGAACUAAGAACUUGGAUGGUGAACCAAAAGAGAGAUAUGGGAAUUUGGUGAUAGAAAAUUUUAUAUAAAUAAAUUAAAUUACUUUGUUUUGUCAAUGAAUAACAAUAAUAAAUUUAAAUGAAAA
Molecule: messenger RNA, 317 nt
Organism: Teleopsis dalmanni
Lineage: Eukaryota; Metazoa; Arthropoda; Insecta; Diptera; Diopsidae
Product: metallothionein-2-like
Exons: 2
Coding region: 69-200 (43 amino acids)
Molecular function (GO): metal ion binding
Source: RefSeq, a predicted model, not a curated record